AUGGCAUACGGCGCGCAGACGUCGUGGUCCAUUUCCGCGCCAUCACGGCGUCCUCUCGCGCCGCCAGCGGGAACCGAUCGCAAGGAAAAAGGUGGAGGUGCAUGGGGCGAAAACUCGAGGAAAACGAGACACGGCAAGUUGGUAGAAAAGGCUGACUACCGCGCCUGGAAUGACGUGGAGGUGUUCGACGUCCCGUCUGAUCUUCGAAGGCCCGGCGCCGAAGCGGUGGUUGAGCACGUGAAGUUUUUCGGCCUGGAGGAGCUGUUCCCGAGCACGGGGCUGCAAGAAAAGUUCAAUGCGGAUGCAGCGUUCAGGACUGCCAUUCGCAGGGCUAUUCGCGACGAUCUGUUCGUCCCGGACCCGAACGCGAGCGAUAAGGUGAACGCCGCGAUAUCGUCACUGAGCUCUUCGCUCAUGGUGAACUGGAAAUCUUCGCGGACCGGGUACGCGUCGUUGACGAAAGUGUUUGCCGACAACGCGGUGCAAAACUUGACGGGGGAGAACUUUAUCCAGACUCUCGGCAAGCUGUGCGGCCCGGUGAGCCACGGCUCGUUGAUUGACAUCACCAGCACCGGACGGAAGCAGGAACGUCAUUCAUGGCACCAGGACUCGGGGCUGGAUCGGUUCACGGUGAUGGUCGGCUUUCCGCCGGAGAGCAACUGGACAGGCGUCGGGGUUUUCAGUCACUCGUGCAAACUGUCCCACCCGCUGCGUCAGGAUGGUGACGAGGGAGAAGUGAUCCAGUGGGAGGAUUACGAAGCCGGCGAGCUCCCCGUGAGUGCCAUCGGACGACCAGAGUAUAGCCCCGGGCGCGAGGUGAUGGUCUAUUGCGAUGCGACUCACCUGCACAGUGCUCCCGACGAGACUAACCGAGAGAGCGUGUGGCGUUUCAUGUAG
This is a messenger RNA of Micromonas commoda, 897 nucleotides long. RefSeq lists its product with no specific name. The coding region runs from base 1 to 897 and encodes 298 amino acids. Lineage: Eukaryota; Viridiplantae; Chlorophyta; Mamiellophyceae; Mamiellales; Mamiellaceae. The record is from RefSeq and is a predicted model, not a curated record. The transcript is spliced from 2 exons.